UUAAUUAAAUCAUUCCUUUCUAGUGAUUUUCGUCUAGGGUGAAAUGUGUCAUGUGUCAUUUACUUGUCAUCGCUGUAAUGGAUGAAUCGACGUGUCCGAAAUGAAAUUAAAUUAACCAAUUUGUAAAUAAAAUCGCCCUUAUUUAAUUAAUGUACAAAUAGGAAACGCCGACUAUGGAGGAAGAGUUACUGAAUACAGGGGCGCGGAAAGGCGCCGUUUCGCAAGCAUUGACCCGUCUCGGACAGAUUUACCAAAGUACGUUGGAUAGAUGGACGCCGCACACGCGAUGUCGGUGGUUGGGAACACUGGCGCUUCUCUUGGGUUUCGGCCUUCGUAUUGUCACAAAACAGGGUUGGUAUAUCGUAACGUAUGCCUUGGGUAUAUACCACUUAAAUCUCUUCAUUGCAUUUUUAACACCCAAGAUCGAUCCAGCGAUGGAUUUUGAUGCUGAAGAAAACGGCCCCGAAUUGCCGACACGUGCGAACGAGGAGUUUCGACCGUUUAUUCGAAGAUUACCAGAAUUUAAAUUUUGGUAUUCUGUCACGAAAAGUACUCUUAUAGGUCUUGUUUGUACGUUCUUUGAGUUUUGUAAUAUACCAGUAUUCUGGCCGAUUUUAGUAAUGUAUUUCAUUACUCUGUUCUGUAUCACUAUGAAGAGACAGAUUAAGCACAUGAUUAAAUAUAGAUAUUUGCCUUUUACACACGGAAAACCAAAGUAUCAAGGACAUGAAGAACCGUCAGGGAAGGUUAUAAUUUCACCGAAAUGACGCGAAUGGACUGUACAUUUAGUGUAAAUGAAAAUUUUUUUCUCAGUAUUGAAGUGGUUUUGAUUUUUUUCAGUCAAAAGUGUCAUUUUUUAUAAUAAAUUGUUUGGUCAUGUGGAAUAUAACUAGGUUACUCAUUCAAACGUUGAAAUGUAAAAUUUGUACAUACGUUAUGUUUUUAUCGUACAAUAAAUCACAUAUAACACA
This is a messenger RNA of Tribolium madens (black flour beetle), 971 nucleotides long. RefSeq names its product protein RER1. Bases 174 to 767 code for a protein of 197 amino acids. Gene Ontology annotation, cellular component: Golgi membrane. The record is from RefSeq and is a predicted model, not a curated record. Gene Ontology annotation, biological process: protein retention in ER lumen; retrograde vesicle-mediated transport, Golgi to endoplasmic reticulum. The transcript has 6 exons. Lineage: Eukaryota; Metazoa; Arthropoda; Insecta; Coleoptera; Tenebrionidae.